UGUUAAUUAAUUUAAGUAAAAUUUUUUUUGCACAAAGCAACAACAAAAAAAUAAUUAUUUCAAAAAAAAUGUUACAUACAAACGGUAUUAUAUUGGCUUUAGUGUCAAUAGCUGUCACAACAUGUAAAGCGCUGCCAGAUCUACAAAAACAAAUGUCGCCGCAUCAAUUGCGAGCAAUAUUUCACGUUGAUACAUACGAUUCAAUACCAAACUAUGAAAUUGUACAAUUAUUACAUCACAAUAGCGACGCCGAAGCGUUCAACCAUUUACCUCAUUAUAGACGUCGUAGACGUAGCAUAGAAGACACGCUGCCAACCGAAACCGAAAUUCAUCAGCCCAUAAAAAAGGAUUUAAGUAAAACUGCCUAUUAUAGCAAAUUAAAACGGGAGCAAUAUAAACGGAAUGAACAUGUGAAUAGCGUGUACGCUGGACUGGCGGAUGAUUUACGAAAGGAAUUUAAAAAAGAACAUAAAAUCACAUUUGAAGCGUUCGGUGAAAAUAUAAAUUUAACGCUGCGACCGACACAAGGUUUAUUCAAAGAUGCAGGCGGAGCACAUAAGCUACCCAUGUGGUAUGUGCAUCCGGAGGCGAACGCAACCAACGGUUUGAAUAUACAAAAAAUUGAAGAUGAGGAUUCUUACUCAAGUGAACAUAUCGGCGAAGUUUAUCAAGACGAGGACAACAUGGCGGCCGUAUUAAUGAGACGCCACGAAGUGACAGGCGAUCUAGUUAUGGAAGGCAGUAUUGGUCACGAUUUGGUAAUUAAACCGUUACCGCAUAAUUUAAGCCCAAAUAAGGACAAAUCACAUCAUGUCAUAUAUAAACGUAAUACUUUGCCGUUGGAUCAUUUAAGUGAUUUCGCUUUUAUGGAACCGGAUGAUUUAAAGUUUAACGCAAAAUUACAAAGAAGACGACGUUCUUUUAAUCGCCAACAUCGUACCACAUUGGAUGAUAUCGAAAUGGAAGAAGAAUUUUUGGAAGCCGAAGAUCACAUUGAAAAUGACGAAUUGGCGGCACAUCAACGAGACAAACGUCAAGCUCCUUAUAUAAUUUAUCCAGAAAUUUUAGUUAUUGUUGAUUAUGAUGGUUAUCGUUUGCACGGCGGUGAUAAUUUACAGGUGAAGCGUUACUUCAUCUCCUUUUGGAACGGUGUAGAUUUACGUUAUCGUUUACUGAAGGGUCCUAGAAUACGCAUUAGUAUUGCUGGCAUUAUCAUUUCAAGGGGUCGUGACGCUACACCCUAUUUGGAAAGAAAUCGCGUGGGACGUGACGCCAUAGAUUCCGCUGCUGCUUUAACAGAUAUGGGUAAAUAUUUAUUCCGCGAAAGACGUCUACCAGUCUAUGAUAUCGCCGUAGCCAUAACAAAACUUGAUAUGUGUCGACGUGCCACUGAAAAUGAUGAAUGUAAUCGUGGUACUGCAGGCUUCGCUUACGUGGGAGGAGCUUGUGUUGUAAACAAACGUUUAGAGAAAGUGAACAGUGUGGCGAUUAUUGAAGACACCGGUGGUUUUAGCGGCAUCAUUGUGGCUGCACACGAAGUGGGACAUUUACUUGGUGCUGUUCACGAUGGUUCGCCUCCGCCCAGUUAUUUGGGCGGGCCGGGAGCGCAACGCUGUCGUUGGGAAGAUGGUUACAUAAUGUCUGAUUUACGACAUACCGAAAGAGGGUUCCGUUGGUCACCGUGUACCGUGCAAAGUUUUCAUCAUUUUUUAAACGGUGAUACUGCCACCUGUUUGCAUAACGCUCCUCAUGAGGACAGUGCUUUGGGUCGUUCGCUACCUGGCACCUUACUGUCAUUGGAUGCUCAAUGCCGUCGGGAUCGUGGCACCUACGCCUGUUUUAAGGAUGAACGAGUCUGUGCUCAACUAUUUUGCUUUGAUGCUCAAACAGGCUACUGUGUAGCCUAUAGGCCAGCUGCUGAAGGUUCGUCAUGCGGUAACGGUCUGCACUGCCUGGAUGGUCGAUGUUCAACUCUGCCAUCGAAUGCUGUAAAUUACGGAUCGACCAAAGUCGGUUACAACGCCAGCAGCAGUAAUCAGGAACGUCAUCUACAUAACGGGGAGGAUGAAGACAGCUUUGAUGACUUGGACGAUGAAACUAGAGGCGGAUUUGCUUUCGUUGAGGAAAAUGAGGAAAACAAUGAGGCUAUUGAAAAACAAAAACGUAAGUUUUCUCUUCCCGUUCCUGGUCCUCCUCCCCAAACUUCUCAUGCCAUCAGCACAACCACCACCAUUACUUCCAUCACCAACACCAUCACCAGCAUGCAGCAGCAAGCUUCUUCCACACCACUGCCUACCACUACUGCUCCUAUAGCUGUUGUCGGCACAUCUCGUUAUGGUUUUAAAUCAACAACAACGCGUAAUUAUAAUCCGACACAUGUAUUCUUUGAAAACUAUUUCAAAAAAUUACAUGUCCUGAAUGCACCUACGGCCUCGACUUCAACAACCGAAUCUAUUGCGGCGACAACCUUAACAACCGCAUUAAAAAAAGUGAAAACGAAAUUAGCGCCAAGUUAUCCAGUGUCGAAUAAAAAUUCAUUUGAAGCCCAAUUUCUAAAACGUACGCUAAACCAUACCACGGGUAGCGGUAGUAUUAGUACAAAUAAUCAUUCUUACAGUAACAACCAAAAUGAAUAUACUAAUAAUAGUAGUAGUAAUAAUCACAACAACCAAAACAACAACAACAGCAACAACAACCAAGUGAAGGAAUUAGAAACAAUAACAACAACACCACAAACACCACCAAUCUAUGUGACAAAUUUCAUUAGCGAUCAAAGUAAACGUUUAUCAUCCAUAGUACAACAGCAACAAAAACAACAGCAUCAACUGCAGCAAAAGCAGCAAACAAGAACUCAACAAAAAACAUCAACAGCAACAACAACGAGAAAGCCUAAAAUUAAAACACAAAAACUCAUAAGAAGACUACGAACACAAAUUAAAUAA
Molecule: messenger RNA, 2942 nt
Organism: Glossina fuscipes
Lineage: Eukaryota; Metazoa; Arthropoda; Insecta; Diptera; Glossinidae
Product: venom metalloproteinase 3
Exons: 13
Coding region: 69-2942 (957 amino acids)
Biological process (GO): proteolysis
Molecular function (GO): metalloendopeptidase activity
Source: RefSeq, a predicted model, not a curated record